This is a messenger RNA of Tachyglossus aculeatus (Australian echidna), 1189 nucleotides long. It is a transcript of the gene TSPAN18, whose product is annotated as tetraspanin 18. NCBI's taxonomy places the organism in Eukaryota, Metazoa, Chordata, Mammalia, Monotremata, Tachyglossidae. The record is from RefSeq and is a predicted model, not a curated record. Gene Ontology annotation, cellular component: membrane. The transcript is spliced from 9 exons. The coding region runs from base 176 to 919 and encodes 247 amino acids.
GUAGGAAGGAGUCAGGCACCCUCCGAGCCAAGGAAAAGAGGAGCUACAUACUCAGGCCCAGGACUGCCAGAUCCAGGAGGACGAGCUUGGCCAAGAAAGUCUGGGCCCUCCAGAUCCUUAGGACCCAGUAACCAGCCUUCUUGUAAAACCCUAAGCACUGCCCAGGCUGAGCACCAUGGAGGGGGACUGUCUGAGCUGCAUGAAGUAUCUGAUGUUUGUUUUCAAUUUCUUCAUAUUUCUAGGAGGUGCCUGCCUGCUGGGAGUUGGGAUUUGGGUCAUCGUGGACCCAACCGGAUUUCGAGAGAUCGUGGCCGUCAACCCCCUCCUCUUCACGGGCGCCUACAUCCUGCUGGCCAUGGGGGCCGUGCUCUUCUUGCUGGGCUUCCUGGGCUGCUGUGGAGCCAUUCGGGAGAACAAGUGUCUGCUUCUCUUCUUCUUCAUGUUUAUUUUGUUGAUCUUCCUGGCGGAGCUCUCAGCAGCAAUCCUGGCUUUCCUCUUCAGAGAAAAUCUUACCAGAGAAUUCUUCACCAAGGAGCUCACAAAGCACUACAAGGGGAACAAUGACAGUGAUGUCUUCUCCUCCACCUGGAAUUCUGUCAUGAUCACAUUUGGCUGCUGUGGAGUCAAUGGGCCUGAAGACUUUAAAGCAGCUCCAGUUUUCCGGUUCCUGAACUUCAACGAAGAGGUCCCGGAAGCCUGCUGCCGGAGAGAACCCCAGACGAGGGAUGGGGAUUUUGUCAGCAAGGAGGAGUGUCUCCUGGGUAGAGACCCAUUCCUGAACAAACAGGGCUGUUACACUGUGAUCCUUAACUCCUUCGAGACUUACGUGUACCUGGCAGGAGCCCUUGCUAUCGGGGUGCUGACCAUUGAGCUGUUUGCCAUGAUCUUCGCCAUGUGCCUCUUCCGGGGAAUCCAGUAGUGACACUCACCCAGAUCCCCAACCCUGCCUGGCCCAGAAGAAAGACGUGGGAGAGGGAGCAUAACCAGGGGGAAAGAACUAUUUUUUUAACAAAAUGAAAUGAAAAAAAAAAAAGGUUGUAUUAUAUGACUGGCCUGGAGGAUCGUGCUGCAGGGGCUGGAACUCUGACAUGCUGAACACCAGAGACUGUAUUCUUUCCAUGGGCGUCUCCCUGCGGGGAUUGGGGGCAAGAGGAAAGCUCCGAUUGCACUAGAGACCAAAGGGGCUGGG